CCAUCCAGAAAGUCUUGUCGCACAGACUUUCGGAGACAGCCGGUACGAACUCGUACUAUUUCAUCGCAGCAACAAGACUUGGUGCUGCACCAAACCAAACCAAAUUCAAACCAAGUCAUGGAGAAAGAGACUAUCUGGAUCGACGCCUGGAUUCGAUGGGAUCGCAACUCGAAGGACGUCGUCGAUGAGGACAAGAACCUCGUCGACGACGACGACGAMGAAGAAGAACGGAUCMCCCCCACAGCCGAAUUUUCCUUYGUCUAUAGGCUGCCCUCGCUGAAGAACAGCAGCGACGAUACGCCCCCACGCGAGCUCAGCCUUGCGCUYAGGGGCUUUCCGUCCGAGUCGGAACAGAUCUGGAACUCGACGGGACUGACCCUGUGGCCGUCCUCCCACUAUCUCUGUGAGUACCUCCUCGACCACUACCAAGACCUCCUAGGAAUUCGGAAAGACGGUGUCAAACACGAGCACGAUGGGGAAUGGCAGCCACCCGCAAAACCCAGCGGCAGCYGCACCCUUCGAGCCGUCGAGCUGGGAUCCGGUCUGGGGCGCUGCGGGCUGUUGCUGCACCACAUACUGGCGGCGCACUUCGGAAGCGGCGAUGGCGAGGAAACAGGAGGUAACGGGGAGCAGGAGGGUGCCAUCGGUAGCCGUGUCUACCUGACGGACGGGGACACCGAUGCCCUAGCCCAGCUCCGGGACAACGUGGCCGACAACACCGGCCAAGCCGCCGCCGYCGGCAACGAUGCUUCCGGCCACGAGGUUUCCUGUCACCAGCUCUUGUGGGGGAGGGAGUSCACUGAGGCYUUCUGCGAGCGCCACUGCUCCAMCGGCGACGGUYCCUCGGCCGUGGACCUCGUCUUCGGGUCCGACCUCGUCUACGCUCCGAGGGUGAUCGGGCCCCUCUUCGAGACCGUCCGCGCCCUGCUGGGGCACGGGCGGGGGCGGGGGGCACCGGAACCGGCCACCGCCCCCCUUUCCCCGCCGCCRGUCUUUCUGAUGGCACACUCGGACCGGCGCCAGGGAUCAUCCGUGACGCUGCCGAUGGUCCUCGAGGGGGCCGAGCGCGAGGGCCUGCGCCACGACAUCCUGCAAACGGUGGAACGGGAAGGGAUCUACGUCAUUGCUUUUCGGGCUUUGGCCACCCCCUGACGAUGGAGGAACGAACGAACGAACGAACGACCAACAGAAAGACAAGAAGAAAAGACCGUCCACGCAACUCAUAGGUUUGUGGUCGUGCGGCUCGACAWGCGCAUUCU
Pseudo-nitzschia multistriata is the source of this 1259-nucleotide messenger RNA. Lineage: Eukaryota; Bacillariophyta; Bacillariophyceae; Bacillariales; Bacillariaceae. The record is from the annotation of a GenBank genome assembly.